Molecule: messenger RNA, 652 nt
Organism: Contarinia nasturtii (swede midge)
Lineage: Eukaryota; Metazoa; Arthropoda; Insecta; Diptera; Cecidomyiidae
Exons: 3
Coding region: 82-492 (136 amino acids)
Source: RefSeq, a predicted model, not a curated record
AAUCAGGUUCACUAGCAGGCUCUUAAAAUUGUCGUUAAUUUCAUUGUUUUUUUUUUCCUGAAAUAAUAAAGAAGAAAAUAAAUGCAAAGUACGAUGUUGCGAGUUGUUUUACUGAUGAUUUGCUUCACAAAUGCAUUUUGUGAAAAUACUGUUGACAAUCCAUCGAUAAAAAAGAUUGGCGAAUAUCACUUCAAUGUUGAUGAUGAAUAUAAUUGGUAUGAUGCGAUGAAAUAUUGUUCUAACUAUGACAUGGAAUUGGUUAAAUUAGAUUCGGAAUCUGCUGAAAUCAACCUAAUUGAGGCUACGAAAAAAUUUGGAAUAUACGGAGAGAAACAUAAUUUUUGGAUUGGACGUACGAGCGAUCACAGUGAAAAUUGCUUAGAGUGGAUCAAUGAUUUGCAGAAAUCGAAUCAACAAGAAUGCCAUAAACGUCAAAAUGUCAUAUGUGCUGACCGUAAUUCUCAACGUUGUAUCCUCUGCAUUGGUAAAUGAAUAUAAAUAUAUGAAACGCUUUCCCAUCAAAAAUAUAAAAAGAAUAGAUGAACUUGAAAAACUAACUACUGUUUGGACCCACACUUUUGAGAUAUUUGAAGUACAGAUAACAUUUUCCUGUAAAAUAAAAUAAAUUCAAAUUUAUUUAGACAAAUUUUAA